This is a messenger RNA of Lycium ferocissimum, 1007 nucleotides long. RefSeq lists its product as uncharacterized. Lineage: Eukaryota; Viridiplantae; Streptophyta; Magnoliopsida; Solanales; Solanaceae. The coding region runs from base 313 to 684 and encodes 123 amino acids. The transcript has 5 exons. The record is from RefSeq and is a predicted model, not a curated record.
CAAGUUAAAAUAAUUGAUCAAAUUCUAAAAUAAGCAUUUAUUUAAAAAUAAUAUUUCGAAAUUUGAAGUUGAUAUAAUGAGGAUACUUUAUACUCAAACUAAUAACAUGCGGGAAACAAAAAAAAAAAAACAAAGAACAACAAAGUCGCCUAAAUUUCCGAAUCAACCAUUGUUUUAAUUCACUAUCUUCCUAACUUCAAUCCUUCUCUCUGUUUUUGCCUUCCAAAUUCAUCUUCCACAUAAUUAAAAACUUCUCUCAUUUGAUAGACAAAAAAAAAACAAAAUAAGAAAAUUAAAGCUGAGAGAGAAAUAAUGAAUUUACAGCAAUGGACACCACCUUGUAACAAGCAAUGCACCAAUAAAUUCUCAGCUCUCACCCAAAUUCCUUGGAGAGUUUUCUGCAAAAAAGCGUGUGAUGCUGAUGGCGAUACAUGGGAGGAAUGUUUGGAACAAUGUGAUGAGAUGUGCUAUAAGAGUGCUGUUCUGAAGGAUCAACAAUGGAGUGCUUAUAUUGAUCGUGCCCCCGGUUCUGCUAGCUAUUCUGAGGAUUGUCAUCGCGCUUGUGCAGCUGGUUGUGGUUUCAAGUUUGAUAUUCCUUCUGAGGAAGUAGAUAAAAUCCAAUCAAGCAGGUCCUCCAAGCUACCUGCAGAAGAGGAGCCAGCUGAUAAAAAUAAGUCAACAUAAACACAAUGCAGAACUUUUGUGACAUUUCCCACAACUGAUUGUGUAAUGUUCAAGAAUAGCAAUUAGUAUACAUAAUUUAUUCUACUAGGGGAUUACUCCUUUAGUUCAAAGAUUUGUUCUACGGCAGAUAACAUGGGGUGAAAGUUGAGUUUUGAGAUUUCUAGCUUCAUUAGCAUUUUACUUAUGCAUGUGAAAGUGCUGAUUUUUUGUAUAAUAGUUACUGUGAAAUUUUCUGCAAAACAUAACAGAAGCGAAAUUUUCACCAGGUUGUCCUUUUUGGGACAACUAUUUAGUAAAUGACCAUUUUCUCGAUUUCAACUUAU